Molecule: messenger RNA, 1914 nt
Organism: Diaporthe batatas
Lineage: Eukaryota; Fungi; Ascomycota; Sordariomycetes; Diaporthales; Diaporthaceae
Product: glutamine--tRNA ligase
Exons: 4
Coding region: 1-1914 (637 amino acids)
Biological process (GO): translation; glutaminyl-tRNA aminoacylation
Cellular component (GO): cytosol; cytoplasm
Molecular function (GO): ATP binding; glutamine-tRNA ligase activity
Source: RefSeq, a predicted model, not a curated record
AUGGCGGACAAGGUCGAGAAUGCCAAUGCCGCCAUGGCAAAGCUCCAGCUCGACGAGGAGACGGGAGAGAUGGUCUCCAAGGGAGAGCUGAAGAAGAGGAUGCAGAAGAGGGCAAAGAAGGCUGCGAAGGAAGCCCAUGCCAAGGAUGCACCGGCCAAGGGAGGCUUUGAUGGGGCAGCAAAGAAGGCCCCGCCAAAGCCCAAGGAGAAGCAGGAGGAAGUCAUCGACACCGACGCCAUGUUCAAGCAGGGCUUCCUUGCUGAGGUCUUCGACAAGAGGCCCAUGAAGCCGGUCUUCACGCGUUUCCCUCCCGAGCCAAACGGGUUCUUGCACAUUGGCCACGCGAAAGCAAUUGCAGUCAACUUUGGCUUCGCAAGGUAUCACGGCGGCGAAUGCUACCUCAGAUACGACGACACCAAUCCCGAGGCAGAAGACGAGAUCUACUUCACUGCUAUUCUGGACACCAUUCGGUGGCUCGGUUUCAAACCUUACAAGAUAACCUACUCCAGCGACAACUUCCAGAAGCUAUACGACCUCGCGGAGAAACUCAUAGGGCUCGGCAAGGCAUAUGUAUGCCACUGUGACGACGCGGAACUCAAGCUUCAGCGUGGCGGCGAGAAGGGGGAGAGCCCUCGUUAUCGAUGCAAAGAUGCGGAGCAGUCGGUGGAAGAGAACCUCCAGAAGUUCAGAGAUAUGAGGGAUGGCAAAUACAAACCCAGGGAAGCCUUCCUCCGCAUGAAGCAGGACAUAACAGACGGCAACCCCCAGAUGUGGGACCUUGCUGCCUAUCGUGUUCUUGACAAGCCUCAUCACCGCACGGGAGACACGUGGAAGAUCUACCCAACAUACGACUUCACACACUGCCUGUGCGAUUCCUUCGAGGGCAUCACUCACUCGCUCUGCACAACCGAGUUCAUCCUGAGCAGGGUAAGCUACGAGUGGCUAAACAAGACCUUGGAGGUCUACGAGCCCCAGCAGCGCGAGUACGGACGGCUCUCUCUGAGCGGCACGGUCCUUUCCAAGCGAAAGAUCUUGAAGCUGGUCGAAGACAAGAUUGUGCGUGGUUGGGACGACCCAAGGCUGUACACACUGAUGGCGAUCAAGCGACGCGGCAUCCCGCCAGCUGCCAUCCUCGAGUUUGUGAACGAGCUCGGUGUCACGACCAACGCCACCGUGAUCCAAAUUGUCCGAUUUGAGCAGUCCAUCAGGAAGUACUUGGAGCGAACAGUCCCCCGGCUGAUGCUGGUUCUCGACCCCAUCCCGGUCGUCAUCGAGGACAUUGGGGAUGAGGAAGGCAAGAAGCUCACGCUGCCCUUCUCGCCAAAGAACCCCGACAUGGGCAGCCACUUUGUCAGGCUCACCAAGACCGUGUACAUCGACCGUUCCGACUUCCGUGAGGUCGACGACCCUAGCUACUUCCGCCUGGCGCCUGGCAAGACCGUUGGCUUGCUUCAGGCCCCCUAUCCCAUCAAGGCCACCUCUUUCACCAAGGACGACGCGACGGGCAAGGUCACGGAGGUGCGUGCCGUCUUCGACCGCGAGACCAAGAAGCCCAAGACGUACAUCCAGUGGGUCGGCACGGACGGCUCCCGCCGCUGCGAGGUCCGCGUGCACAACCAGCUUUUCAAGAGCGACAACCCGAGCGCCGUCGAAGGUGGCUUCCUCACCGACCUCAAUCCUGAGAGCGAGGUGAUCUACCCUGACGCGAUCAUCGAGUCCGGCAUAGACGAGGUCAAGAAGCGGGCGCCCUGGCCUGAGGCGGCGGGCGAGAGUGAGCUGGGCAAGGGAGGGCCCGAGUCUGUCCGUUUCCAGGGAAUGAGAGUUGCUUAUUUCGCUAUGGACGUCGACAGCACAGACGACAAGAUUGUCCUAAACAGGAUUGUGUCGCUGAAGGAGGAUGCUGGUAAGAAAUAG